Xyrichtys novacula (pearly razorfish) is the source of this 29420-nucleotide messenger RNA. NCBI's taxonomy places the organism in Eukaryota, Metazoa, Chordata, Actinopteri, Labriformes, Labridae. The record is from the annotation of a GenBank genome assembly.
AUGGAUGUGUUCAGCUUUGUGAAGAUGCCAAAGCUGCCAGGGUGAGUCCGACGGAUGCUGCUGUGUGUUUGCCUAUCUCUGUAUGUUUCUCAUGUAGGUGGUGUUUCAUGUGUUCAUAGAGACACAUUUCAGAGUGGCACUGGUAUCACAUGUUGAUCAUAAAUGCUGAGUUAUUGAUGGCUCAAGGGAGCAAGUUGUGCAGUCAUGUAUGAUGGGAAAUGAAUGGGCGAGUGAGGGAGAUGGGAGUGGGGGUGGAUGCAAGAGCUGUUGCGGUUCAUGUAAACUGUCUGCAUAUAAGUUCAUAAAUUCCUUAUACAGCUGACAGCAGACAUGCUUGUUGCGUUUUGUAUUUUGUGAUGUAAUGGAGCUGUACAUGUUAUGAAAUUCUGCAAGAAUCCACUGGAUUUGCCUCAGGCUGUAAAUCAUAUCAACUAAAGGAUCCAUGGGCGGUGAUUUGUUCAUUUACAGUAGAGUUUUAAGUCGUUAUUAAACAUUACAUUUUGUCAGAGUAAUGUUAAAUCCAAAUGAAGACUUCAGUAUGAACAGUCUGAUUUAAUAUAACCCAUUAAAAAUCAGUGGGUAUUUAAUAUCAAAUUAAUAUACCUUUGACGGGAGCAGAAGAAUUGACACUUAAAUUUGGCUGAUUUACAAUCAAAUAACAAUGAAAGAGAUAAGGAACCAGACUGUUUAAUAGCCUUUUCAUUUCCAUUCUUGACAUCUCCUCGGAGAGGAUUUUAGUUAAAGUGAAUAAAAGUAGAAGACAAAGUGAUAGAGAGUACUUAAAGUGAACGUAAAAAUGCUACUUCCCAGGAAUUUAUUCAUUUCCAGGGCAAACUCCUCACCUUAUGCUCCCAUGGGUCUGCUAGAUUGAGUUGAUCUGCCCCAGUGGAAAGUAAUCCUCCAAGAGGAUUUAGCUUCAUCAGGAAUACCACAGACCAGUGGUGGUGGGAACAGCUGAUCAAAAGAAGAAAUCAUUAAAUUAGACACUGUUAGUGACACAUAAAUGCACAUUUGGUACAUUUUAUUCAACUUACCUGUAAACAGCUGACCGAAGUGGCAUUUGUUUAAUAGUUAGGAUAAUUAAUCUCAGUUUUUACUGUAACGUUAAAACCUGACUUGGCAGUAUUCAGCUUUUUCUGCUGGAUGAGAAUGACAGCUUCUUUUAAAAGUACACAGGUAGAAAGGAUUUCUCAUCAGAUGAGAGGACCCUUGUUUUCUACUUAGUAUCCCUCCAUGGCAGCAAUUCUAAUGCGUCUCCCAGUGGACCCCCAACGUCACUGCAUCCUGUCACUGUUGAUAACACCACACACUGCUCUCCCUGAUUAUGAGCUACCACUGCUACACAGGCUUUUUUUGUGUAUGUGCGUUCUCCUACUAAGCUGCCAACAGGAAUUUAAGUCAGCAGGAUGCUGUUUUGCCAAGGUUGAUGUUACACUUUACAGAGAGACCCACAGUUUGUGUUGUAGAGAUGAACAAGAAAGGGAGUGAUUUCUUUCAUUGUCCCGUUCUCCUGCCUCGCUGCGCCCCCGGAUGUGUCUACUGUAGGGAAAUGAAUGCAUCUUUUGGCUUUCAUUUUCAGCACUCUUUGAUGUGUUUCAGUCUAACAAGAAUUUCUGGGAGGUGGAUUUUUUUCCACUUUUUUUUACUUUUUAACCUAUACCAACUUUGUUUUCUUGAAUCAAAAAAAGAAUUUUGAGCUUUUUAAGCUGCUGUUUUUUUUAAGCUUUUCUUGUUGAACUUUGGUUUUACUUACCCUAAAGUGCUGCAACUCUCCUGCAUGUGUUUGUCAGUUAUUGUGGGUAUAACAUGCACGGAUCUCAAAGCAUUUAUGGAGAAUGAUUCAAUAAUAAUGCAAAGACGGCCUGACUCAAUAUGGUUGAAAAACUGUGGGCUUGUGUAGGCGAUUUCUAGGCCUCCUUGCAAUGCAUAAAUUAGAGAAGGUCUAUUAUUUGUCUUUAGAUCCAACUAUUUUUAGUCUUCCUUAUAUAACAGUUUUGCUCAUUUAAUGCAUUAGUGAAAAUGAUUAUUCCCGAUGGUGAGAAUUUUCCUCACAGAUGAGCACACAGUUCCUCAUGCCGGACAGUGAGAUAGUGAGAAAUCACUGGUCCAGACACAGAUUGAUUUGCCUAAAUAUUCAUCAGAGUACACCAAGUGCAAAAGAUCUGUCAUUCCUUAGCUGUUCCCAUCACAAGCUGUUGGGGAGGAGUGGAUCAGAAAUGGCUCCGGGUCAGAAGCGGGAGCCAGCUGGCUUGUGGACGAGGUCUCGGGCAACCAUUUGUUUUGUUCUGUCCUUUGGAGCUUUUAGCAUAAAAGCAGCGCAUAGCACAAUGAAGUGAAGGAGAAUGUCAAGUUGAGUGCCCAUGGAUUUAGUUCAUUUACUAUAUUUGGUUAAUGUUUCACAUCAGGCUAUGUGGAGCGGAGCAGGCCUCGGGAAAAAGUAGCCACAAUGAAAUCCGGAUGAAAAUCUGAAAACGCGACAUCUGCUUUAAAAAUGAUAAAUUCAGUGUCAGAUGGAGAGAAGAUAUAAAGCUGGUUUAAAGAGAAAAAUCUGAUACAUUUUCUGUGUUCAGACUAUCCAGAUAUCAGCUCUGUUGUGAGAUAAAUGAAGCCAAGCCUGUGUGCUAGUCCAGGCAGGGAACUUGAGCUGCAUUGACAUCAUAUGUGAUCACCUGAUCACCUGACAAAACAUAUCCUUGCAAUUUGGUGUCUUUUUAAGCAACAGGAUAUUGCCAUUACUGCCAUGUAUAAGUGCUGUAUUUACAUUUCAGCCCCAUCACUACCCUAGCAUCCAUCUGCAGGCUCAAACUAGAGGGUUAAAGAUCUUGGCUGUUGCUUGUCUGCAUGUUUAAGUUGAGCUGCAAUAAGUGCUGAGGUGGGAGCCUACUUACAAACAAUCCUCUGCUGCUGCAGUUAACUGGUCAAAGGAUAAAUGUGAGUUGUCUGACUGAAUUGUGUUUUGUUGUUAAACAGGUAAACCAGAGGCAGGGGGCUGUGAGGAUCACUUACUGCUUAUAGAAUAGCAGCAGGACCAUAGUGGGUGGGCUGUUUCCCAGAUGCAGUAUCAUUCCCACCCAGAAGAGAUUAACUAACCAAAAAACCUUUCUAUAUAGAGGCAGCAGAGAGCUGCUAGGAUGGUGCGGUUGCCCAUGGCAACAAUAUCAGUGCUUCCAAAGACAAACACAGAAAUGCAAUAUUCAGCUGGAAUAAUGGGGGAAAAUAGACUCUCUUAUUCUGAAGUGAUUGUUAUUGUGCUGAGCAUUUCAAAGGGAGAGUGCAUAAUGAAUUAAAUUCAAGUCACCCAGGCUGAUUGAUUGGGCUGUCUUGAUUUCUUUCUGUGUUGUUUGCUGCAUAUAGAAGUGUUUUUUUGUUUGAUAUCAGGAAAACAUAAUGUUUUUCUUUCUGGUGUCAGAAAAUAAAAUGUUAGUGCUAAAAAAUCGGGCAUAUAUAAGUCAUAGAGCGGCUGAGAAAGCAGUCUGAAAGUGAGAAAUUAAGUGUCACCUCAUGCGCAGCAACAUUUCCUUGAUUUUUUUUUUUCCAACAGAUUUAGAGUCAGAAGAGGAAAAUGUAUUUAAGCACCUCGACAUUCUUCAUCUCAAUUUUUGCACUUAUAUUUACAUCUUUAUGCCAGUACACAGAAGCUCUCAGCUUAAACGGCCUUGUGUCUGAACAUUUGGAGUGACAUAGAAGUGGGAUCAAAAACCUAGUAUAUUGAUUACUUCUGAGUACUUCUGACUGAUAUAUUUGGUGCACAGUAUAAAAAGCAGGUUGUAGGAUUUUCUUCUGUACCACUGUAUUGAACCAGGGAUUAGAGCCAAGGUGGUGGUUGGAGAAGUCAAGCAGAGGGCAGAUGAUUUCUGAAACAAAAGGAUUAAACAGGAUGGAGGCAGAGUAAAAACCAGUUAAGAAAUAAGGCCUCUAAUCAGAGCGGUUCCUGUCUGUCUGAGCCACUUCUCCACUGCGCUUCAUUCCCAGCCUCCUCCCGGGAGGUGGACAUCUCAUCUGCUGUCUCUCCGCAGAUUUCAUAUCCAAACAGAAUCGCAUUAGCCGUCUAGCUCUGCAUAAAUAUCUCUGUUUAAUUCAAGAGUGCGGAGAAAGCAGCAUCACAGCCUCUUCAAUAUGUAAGUUGUACUUAAAACACCUCAGUCCCCGUCUAACACAGAGAGGGGAAACAACACCUCUUAUUUUUUUUUAAUCUGAUAUGUAGGGUGGCUUAUGUUCAGGGAUUCAGAGGAAGGGAUGAUUCUAAAAAUGACAGAUGACAUUGUUUUGAAAACAAGAGCUCAAAAAGCCUGGCUUGUAACCCACCCUGCAUGGUUUGUGUUGUUUCAUGUGUCCCUGUAUGCCGACGACCCUCUCCUUCAGUCAUCAGGUUGAGGUGGUGAAGAGGGGUGUGAAGUCCAGAGUGAUUUCCUGCAAAGACAGAAAUUUAUUUAUGAUUUAAUUAAAUAUCCUUAUAUUUUUGUAUUUAUGUUUUCAAAUCAGUACAGUUGCCUCACUUUUGGGGAUAUGAAAUCAUACACAUAAUAAACUAAGACUGUUUGAGAAGUCUUUCAGCAGAGUUGGAGCAACUUUAAAUGCUGACAUGAUAAUAUUAUACAACUGUUAUGGAUAUUUUUUCAAUUGUAAAGUAUCACAACAACAUUACAACACUUCAAACUUCUAAACUUUAAUCCUUAAAGACUCAAAAUAACAUUAGUCUAAAUCACAUUUUUAAGGAAUGAAUUUCAUUAAUUAAUGACAUGCAUGAAUGAAUUUCUCAUUUGGAAUAAAUAAAGUUCUUGUAUUGUAUUGUCCAUUUAAAUGAUAAGGACACCAGAAGCAGCUUGCAACAACACAGUUCUGCCACACUUUCAAAAAACAAGCAGCCAACAAGAGUUUAGGAUUUUAAGUUAACAUCUGGGGUGGCCAAUCAAAUUUCAAGGGGAGCCUAUUCCACCUAUGACCACCCAACUGGACCUGCCUCUUACCUUCAUUGCUAAUUGCAUGGACAGUGGACACAAUUAAGUCCUAAAAUUGUAUUUUUUAAAUCAUUAUUAUCAUUAUUAUUUUUAAACAAAAAAUGUCCAGUUUAGUCUACAAAUAAGGGCAGCUCAGAAAGGUUGUGGUGUUUAAAUACUUCUUCUGAGAACAAAGUCACAUUCAAAGCUGACAGUCAAAUCACCCUUUCCAAAUGUCAACAACACCUCUUCUUCUUUCAAGUGCAGGUCCACACAGGUCAGUAUAACUCGCUUUCUGUAGGUGCGUCACUGAAUCCAUCGUCACUGUUAACGUAACAGUCUGGUAUUGUGCUCUGAGCAGCUUACACCUCAACCCCCUGAACAAAAUCAUCAUAUUAGGCAGUAAAAUCAUUGGACUGGACCUGCAGCUUUGAGCAGCAUCUACAGCAAUAUGACUAAAAAAGAAAGACUACAAAUAGACACCUCACACAACCUCUUCAACCACAACGUAGAUACAGAUCUCUUUCAUUGAGACAAAACAGGCCAUUUUCAGUUUUGUGCCAACUUCCAUUAGACUCAUUAGCAGAUAGUAUGAGUACUUGACCCACUUCCAAAGCUAUGAUUUAUUUUCUUAACUGUUCUUAACUGAUAUAUUUGAGCGUUUUUUUUUUUUUGUUUUUUUUAACAGCUGACCUUUAAUAUUUCUUUUUUUAAGGUACACAUUUAUGCUGUCUGCAUUUAACAUGUGCCUGUCAACUCUUGUGUUGUAUUUGUACCAAUUACGCAAACGGGGUUCCGGAUAUAUAAACACUUAAGUGCAACAUAACAAAUGCCCAACGCACACUGUAGAUGUAGUGUAUAAUUGAGAAAAUGCACAUUUCUUUUUUCACUUUUUUUUUUUAUAAUGCAACAACCCCAUUUCCUGGAAAAAAUGAUAAAUAAAGGACUUUUGAUUACAUUUAAAUCCAUUUUCAAUUAUAGACCCAAUCCUAACAAUUACUGGUAAGUUAGAAUACCAAGGCAUGCAAUAAAUAGAAAACAAAACACACAACAAACCCCAAACCACUUCAUCUAACCUUAUAAAGUGAAUUUAAAGUAAUUUUCAAUAAUAAAGUUCACUGACCUUUGCAAGCUGCUGCACUCUGUCCCACUAUACAUGCUGGGAAAUACUGAACAACCAAUAAAAUUAAGCUUGUUUCCCUAAAGGCUCAACUAUGAUUCUUCUAAAAAUGAAAAAUGGAUAAAACCGUAACUACCCUAAUAUAUAUACAGUAUAUGCAUCCUUUAUGUCAUGACGGACAUCAAAUAACCCAUCCACUUGAGGGCGCUCAAACAAACGACAUGCAUACAACACAACUUCUCCUCCUGCUUUACAAAGAACAUUUAAUUCCUGUCUGAUCUCUCUCUGGCUCUUUUUUGGGGGGUGAUUUGUACCCGUGCCCAGCUGAGGUAACAUUGUGUUAACACAACAGUUUCUAACAAUCUUCAAUAAUCUUGUCCCAAAAACAGUUCCAUCAUCUUCCAGUGGAUUCUGUCACAGUACCACUGGGAAUCUUCCCAAUGAUUCCCAGUGGUACUGCAAGGUUUAAUUCACAUUCCUUUGCCUCCUGAAAAUGCUGACCUAACAAACUGGAGGCUCUGUUUGUAUCUGUAUGCAUAUCAGACAUGGACCUUACAUAUUACUCCAACUUUGCUGCCAUGAUUGCUGAUGCAAACACUUCUAAGACGAGAAAACCGUCAGAGACCCUCAUGAAAAAUACACACUUCUUUAAUUCUCAGUGGGCUUAACGGCAGGAAUGUGGCACCACACUGCGGUUUCAUAUAGCUGACCCUCAUGGAGACUUUCUGUGUAAAUAAUUCAGCCAACUUAAGUAUCUGCGCUGGGAUGUCCUCUUCUUCGCUGAGUGUGGCUUGUCUAUAAUGCAGAGUUACUCACUGCAUUUACAGGACUUCGGCCUUCACAGAACACCAUAAUGCUUCUGAUGAGCCAGGCUGUAUUCAGAGAGACGAGAGGGAAAGUGAGCGGCUGUGAUAAAGCAAUGAUCACAAUGUUCAUGCAGUUUUUAUGAAGGACUGAAAAGCGAUCUUUUAACCUAAUCUCUCAGACAAUUGAACUAAUAUCUCCCAAAAUGAAGACAAUGUGGAAAUCUGGCUGUGACACUUCCCCUUACAAUUUUAAUUAAGGUAUCAGGAAAGAUGCAGAAAAUAAAUGUUUGUUUAGAUCACAUGGUUUUCAGAUUUGUAUGGUGUAAGUUGUUGUGGCAGACUCUCCUACCAUUGUUGGUAUUCAGUUUUAUAAACUUUGAGUAAUUUUUUCUACUCCUUUUGUAGAUAUCAUAUUGAAGAUAUGAUACUUUUUCCUUUCCUCAGCCCAGAAAUCCACAGAGACCCAAAAAAGUCUCCAUGCCUUUCAUACUUUCAGUCCAAUUUGUCCUCAGAGAAAUCCUUUGAGAAUUCACUUGCAGCUUUGUGUCCUAAUUGUCCUCGCUCUGACUCUUGGGUAACCUGUUCAUGAAUUGUGUAGCGUGGCUUGCCCACUUGGCGCUCGAUUACUUAGUCCAAUGUGACUGUGCAAGGCAUCAUUUAUUAAUGUAAGCUGUGGAAGAUCAGUUUCACUGUCCACCAGCGGCUCAACCUUUCCAGCCUCUCUGUAUGCCGGAGUGCUUCAGAGGCAUAAUGCAGCUCCCGCCUGCAGACAAAAGAAAUCAGAGAUCACAUUAUCGUUGACUGUGCUGUUGAUACAGAGACUCUGUGACCGAGAGACAAUGGGAAAUGGAUUUUGGGGAACUAUUUGACAGAUCAGAGACAUAUUUUGAAGUUAAAGCGUCUGAGUCUGUAAGUAUAAAAAGCUUCAUUAUGAUGCAAAUCUUCAUAGGAGUGCUGAACAUAUCUUUGCUGAAGGUGUUUUCCUGCAUAAAAGGCAACCACCAAGAAAUUUGACUUUCAGGCAAAGUUUCCUCGGUCUUUUAUGCGUAAUAUCUCUUGACUUAUUUGGGUAAUCCCGCGACAUCAAACACUGCUCAUGUUAACAUGGGUGUUAGUUUUAUCCCAGAGGCUGAAAUGGAGUGCACAAGUAGGACUCAUCAAUGGGGUGAACACGGCUCCAGCAGUGUCAGACAGUAUCCAGUUGUGUCCACACACAUCAUUUGAGCUGCAGGAAAUGUGUUCUAAAUAUACUCCAUGGAGGCCAGCUCCCAGCUAAUGUACUGCAGGUCAAAUAAAUCCAUAUCCAUGUGGAAACACUAAUAUCCCCCAAACACACCAGCCUAUUGAGAGGGGAAACACAUUGCUUCCUGUGCCUAGCCUCAAAAACAGCAUUUUUAGCUGCUGUGCAUUUUAUUUGAUGAAUUAAAUAUGAUUUAAUGCUUCCAGUAGCACUCAAGUUUUUUUUAUUUUUUUUUUCUUCUUUUUUUUUUUUGGUUAGAUGAGGUGAAUAUGCAUCAGCUUAGGUUGCAUUAUUUUGCAGCCAUGUGCCUAGCCUUUCUCUCAGCGUAUACAUUGUGAUGAUAAGUUUGCAAUAUUUUAUUAAUGUCUCAUGAAUCGACACGUGGGCCAACACACACACACACAUACACACACUAACAUACACACACUCUCAGGACGAUGCAAGCACACACAGCGCACAGUUUAUUAUCAUCGGUACAGUAACUGGGGAAACAUUUAGAGAGAAAGAAAGAGGAGCUUUGAAUAAUGAAUGCGAAGAGCCCUGUUACACUGCAGACAAGCCUUUGAAGUGACAUAACUUACUGCCACCGCUUUCAUAGCAUCACCAUCGCGCAGACACAAAGACAGAGAUAAAGGGAAGAGAGGAAAGGGGGACGCAGACAAAGAGACAGAUGAAACAUUUUUUAAGCAAUUACUGUUCUGAUGAAUUCCUGCACCUUCCUAACUUUCCAGUUGUGAAGGGAAAGUCUAAACCUAAUUGAGCUUUUUUUGUCAAAACACACAAAAAUCAGCUGAAGUUAAGAUUUCGUAUAAUAGACUGGGAUUAUUGUGUUGUGAAUGGUGGUUUUAGCUGAUUGAUAAACUUUAUCAAAUCGUCUUGGCAUUGAGCAAAUCAAAUGAGCGCUUUAUAGGGAGAUUCCUCUGGGCUCCUUGUUUAAAGAAUGUGCUGACAUCUUGAAAUAAAACCAAUUUCAUGCCUCUCAAAGCACAAGAGUGAGGCAUGACAACUCCGCCUGUGUGUCAAGCUUAUGUAAUUAAUUUGAUUUGUAUUCACUGAGUGAACUGUAGCUACGGGACAUUGUUUAUCACGCAGGGAUAUCUCGUCACUUGAGUGGACUUGCUUCAUAUCAAUCAGCGAAGCUUUUAUUUCUAUUAUGUUUUAAAUGCCUCUGUGACAAAAAUCAUUUUGAAAUUCUCUGAAGAUAAGAUAAGUCUUUUAUAAUAAUUUUGCAGCUUGUAGUAGUUUUAAAUGAAAGCGGUUAUUAAGAUAUAAAAAGCAAGCUUUUUUUUCUUUUUUCUCUGAAGCCACAGGACCAAAUCCUCAGGCUGGCCGCCCCCUUCAGGGACCUGGAGCUCGUCACAGGGACCCCCCAAUGGCUGGGACAUGGGCACCAAUAGAGAGGGGCGUGACUGUUACAUCAAGUAAGUGCCCUGUGUUUAAAGAAAAACAGAGGGGGACGCUUUUUCUUCAUCCCAGAUGUUUCAGACGCUUUGCCAACCUGUGAUUAUUCCAGCCACGUCACUGCCUCCACACUGUCUCCAUCUGUGCGUUCAGAAUACUGAUUGUCUGUUCCCUCCACCACUGCUGCUGCUGCUGCUGCUGCUGCGCACACUCUGCCCCUGCUCUCUCUCUCUCUCUCCCUCUCUCUCUCUCAUUUCACUCUCACACACCCACAGCACUCCUCAUGCAGUCUCCCAAAUGCAGAAGAGGGCUUCUGGGAGAGUGUGUGUGCUGCAGCUGAUGAGAGAGAUCCACCUGUGUUUGGAUGUGUGAGUGUGUCUGUGUGUGUGUGUGUGAGUCCUCAGAGGAUGAGAGGUGACAAUGUUAGCGGCGUAAUUGAUCUGUUGUAAUUGGCACUUCUGGAUAUCUGCGCAGGCAAGUAGAAGAAACUCUCUCUUUAUACUGUACGUUUGUCUGCACAUGUUCUGAUGUAACAAGUGAGUGUUUUCUGUCGAUUUGGCUCUGAUUUCCUUUAUUUUUCACACCUGAGAUGUGCAGUAUGCCAUCACACUGUAUCUGAAAAUAUUGCUGCAGUUACAAACUCUGUAAACAUCACAUCAGACUGCUGUUGCUGUAGAUUAUUUGUUCAGUAUUACUCUGUCUUCCAUUUGAUUUUCAUUGCAGCAGAACAGAGUGCACAGUCGUUCUUUUUUUCAGUGUACUGAAUGCAUGACUGAACAAUAUGUGUAUAUUUGCAUGGGAAUAGGAGGUGAGCACUUGUCACACAUGGGUUAUAGCAUGAGAAGCGUGAUGUCAGAGGAGUUAUAUAAGAAGUAAGGAGCAGUGAAAGUGCUGGAUGCAGAGUGUGCCUGGAUGAGGCAGAUCACGGAGGCUGUUUUGGCUCGAGCUCCAGCUUUCUAAAUUUGACAAAGACUCGUGAACAAUCGAACGUCCGCUCCUCUGACUGUUCACGGCCAUCUGAGUUGCUCAAGGCUUCAGGGGGCUUUUACCAAAUUGUCGUAUUUCUCAAAGGAACACAUGUCUAGUCGGCGUGACAGGAGCGCAUGAAUAAAGCAGGAGCCAUUUAAUAUUUACAGUGUGACACAAGGUUUUUAACAGAGAUGUAAUGCACUAGGGACUGCUGGGAAGAUAUUCUGGAGAGCAGAGUAGAUCUAUAUCAAUGUGGAGGAGACGAGCAGUGAAUUUCUACUUAAGUCUGAGCAGGGGAAGGAUGAAUAAGAGCAAACUCUUUUUAAAGUAAAACUAAAGUCACAAAGAUGUCACAGCAAAUAUGAAAAUUGUACCCAUUAGUAAUAGAAUAAAACAUUUACAGCACUUGAAAGACAAAGUCUGAUUCAGAUUCAAAUAGGUUUUAGGUUCACAAAAAAUCACAGCAGGAGUGACACAGCAAAAAUAUGGCAAGACAAACUGGCCGUGGUUGCAUAAUUUAACCAAAACACUAUGUUCCACACUGUAGGACAAAUAUAACCGCCUCGGCAGUACCAACAAAUAGUAAGCCAUAUCAAAGCAGGAUAAGAGUAAUAGGAUACUGCUUUUGCUAAUGAGCUUAGUCCACUUUGUCCAAAAUGUGUUUUAUGAAAACAGAGCCACAGUCAGUCCACCAUUUCUUUCCUCUCAUCUUGUUAACUGUAGAGCUCAAAGAGCAGCGUCUGAUUGUCGUAUAGAGGGUUAUGGAGCUACAGUAGCAGCUAAUGAGUAUGAUUAGGGACCAUUAGAUGCAUGGCUGUCUGCACAAUGGGAAAGCAGCCAUGUUUAGCAGGUGGCCGUGGAAGGGAGGAGACAGCACUCUUCCUGAAUGCAAAGGUCCAUAUGGUUUUGAUUGUGCACAAUCUGUUUGGUAAUGACAUUUUAGAUACAAAGCUAACAUGCAAAACUGAACCGAUUUCUUCUGAGAUGUUCACUUUGCAGUAAUUGUUGCCAUCAGGCCAAUAUGCUUGUGUGGUGAAUUAGAAUGAAACAAAUUCAGUGACAAAAGUGGAUACAAAAGGAUUCUGUGGAUUAUGUGUAAAAGAAACUGGACACUAAAACAAGACAAAUAUAGGAUUAAGGCUUUUUGACUCUUGUGUAUGGAGGCUUGAGUGUGCCACUAAAAAAAUACUGGUACUGAGCAGUAGACAGGAAUUUCUAUCAUUGAAGUGGCCUAAAUAGAGCACCUACUUACUGUUUGUGUGACGCACAACGACGUAUGCGCACAGAAAUUGGAAUAGCAUUGAUUCAUAAUUGUGGUGCCAAUCAAUUUGGGGGUAUGUCCUUUUCUUUACAGACCAUACUAUUGGAAAUCCUUUGAUUUGUAUUACUCCGAUAUUAUCACACAUAUAACCUAUGUUUUUAAAUAUCACUUCUGGUAAUUCAAAUACUUGUUGCUUGUAACUUUGAUGACUGAUUGUCGAUAAAGCACUUGUUUAAGCACUGGACAUCAUGUUAAAAAGUAUCCCAACAGGUGCUGGUUUAGACUCCCACCUUCAGUCAUCCUCCACUCUCUCUUCCUUAUUUCCAACUCUAUCCACUGUCCUCUCCUUUCAAAGCAUUAAAGGCCCAAAAGUUAAUCUGUAAAAUAACAGAAAUCCUUAAGCUCAAGCUUAUCCAUGGAUAUGGUGGUAACAUUAUAGGAUCUGGACUAGAGAGUCAACUAGCGCUCAGUUUUUAUGUAUUCAUUGAGUCCUUAAGUGUUGAUAGCAUUUCCUAUCCCUAAAUCUUUUAUGCAGUCCCAUUCCAACACAUCUUAUAAAACUUUCAUGACAGAGAAAUAACAAAUGCCGCCUUGUUAUUUUUUUCAGCUCAACGAUAAUGGAAUUUACUGAAUAAAACAACAAUGUAAAUUAUAAGUUAUUUGAAUUUAUUUGGCACAAACAACUUCUCUGACUUCGGUAUUGAAUAAGUUUUCGCCUUAGAUGACCCCAGGUCCAGACAGUGCAACCCACUCACCUCAUUAUUUUUAAUUCUACCUCUCUAGUUACAACAAGCUCUGCGCCGACCUUGUCAAUCUGCCCGCCCAUACUACUGUUCAUCUCCAUCGCUGCUCAUUUAACACACUUUGAAAUGGAUAGCUCAAAAAAAUGGCCAAAGGACUAUAGAUCUUUAAAAGUAUAUUUUAAAGAUGUCCGCUGUUUCUGAUUGAGGCAGUCUUACAGUUUGUGAUGUUGUAGAUCCAAGAGUUGCAUUAUUAAGAUAUUGUUUUGUUAAACAAAUCCAGCAGCCAUGUUGUUGUUCCUCUCUUUUGUUGUACAGAAAUGAAACUGCUUCACACACAUUAGAUGAAUUAUUUUAUCAAGCAUGUAAAGCAUCCCCACUUUUUUUCUAAAUCUGUGGUACUCCACAGUAUAUUUGUUUGUGAAUUUUCAACCUUUUUAUCCCCAAACAUUGCACAGAACAGGAUGAACAGAAUAUACUCAGUAAAAGCGGCUUCACUGCAUUCCUCUGGAGCAGAAUCUGUAUUCAGGAGAGAGCUGGUGCUGUUUUUAUCUUCUGAUUACACCUUCAUGCAGAUGUGUAACCAAUCUAACUAAUGGCAGACCCGGGGCUUUGUUGUUUUUAAUAGAAACAAAGAGGAUAAUAUUCUGAUUGCAUACACACAUAUUGUGGUCUCUGAAUAAGACAAAUUAUAUAAGCGUGUGUUAUUGUUUGUAUUGAAUCAGCAGCAUAUUACUAUUGAGGCAUUUAUUUAAUUACCAUAACAACGAGAUCAGCAGUUGCCAGCUGAUCAAGCACACAAUGACAAUAUUCCUUUAACACAAAUACACAUGAGAAUAAAAGCUUUUCUCUCAGUGUUUUCUCUUAUGUUUAAAUUAAAAGCAACUUGUUAGCGGUAACCAUGUUUUAUUGUUCGAGGAGUAUCAGUUUUCCUCCUUCUUGCUCUUUGACAGAAGCACAGCGAGCAAAACAAGUGCGUGGGAGGAGAGGGAAGAGCGUCGUCUUUGUAAUGGGAAGCAGUCAGAUUUUUGCAUUUGGACUGUAUUUUGAGAAAACCUUCAAAAUAUGCCUCAGCAACAGCUUUUCAAAUUGAAGACGAUACCAGCUCUCAAAAGUGUUGUUUUCAUCUUUAGUUGUUUAAACCAUCUAUUCAUAAUUGUAGCUCCUUUCACACCAGCGUCUUUCAUGAAACUCAGCUAAAAAAGAAAAGUCUGUGACUUGGAUUUUAAAGAAGAGAGAGGACCUUUUUGGUUCAUGCUAGUGUUUCUUUAAAGGGGUGUAGAAAAUUCAGUUUAAUAAGAUCCGUUUUUGAAGUAUUUAUCAUUUGAUGAGUCCUUUUCUGUGGUUUCCUCAUACUUUUAAUGAAUCCUCUCAGUGCUUUAAACUAUGUACCUUCUAAACUUCAGUCUUUUACAUCUGUGUAAGAUUUGUCUAUUAAAGCUCCAGUGAUUUUUUUUUUUGGGGGGGGUAACCACCAUGACGGAAACAGAAUGUAUUCAGUUUUUUUGGUGUUUUUAUGACAAAAUUAUUUAUCUUUUCUUAUUUUCAUUGCCAGCCUUGAAAAUCAAAAUGAAUCUUUGGCUUUUGACAAAAACUAAUUCAGCUGUGUGCUCUUCAUGACACCAUUCCAGGCACUUUUAAUUACAGUGUAGUCUGUUCUUGUUUGCUCUAGUAGGUCAUGUAGAGGAAUCAAUAUUUACUCCAGACUGUUUUAUUUCUGGUUAAAAAAAAAAAAACUCCCCAUAAGGCCUUUAAAUUCAUUAAGAAAAUCAUGAAAAUAGAGGGUUUAGGGAAGCAGCAGGAAUCUACAGGCCCUUCCAUCAAGCAGAAAUAAUUAUUUUCAGAGUUGUCUUGAAACCUCUGUGGGCUUUGAGUGUUUUUGCGGGCAAAAUUGAGCCAAAAGUUGCAUUUAGUAAGCUCAACAAAUUAAGUGUUCUCAUUAGCAAGGCUGCAGUUCAGUAAAUCAGAUAUUAUUUCACUGGCUUUACCUCAGUCCAAAAGAGUUUGAAAAUUGAAGUCAUCUUUGUACUAAAAUCAAAGUAAGAUCUUACUGGCUAGUUCUCACUCCCAGCAGUCUGCUCCACUCUGAGGCUUUCUGCUGUGGACGUCUUAACCCCACUCCAAACAAUCGAGGCUGUUUUACAAGAUUUGGUGAAUCAAUAAAGACUUGAGAGUUAACACAUCGUCUGUCUUUGUUGGUCUUAUCUUUUCCUUCAGGUUGGAGCUUAACAUUUUGUUAAAAUAUGUACAGGCUCUUCUAAAUUCUUGUUGAAUCAGAGCGAUACAAAGGCGAGGUUCACUUCUAGUUCAGGACUGAGGCAGCUUGGAAAAAGAAACAAAAGCUGGAGGAAAAGAGCCCUAUAUAAUCAUUUCUUCCCAGUCCUGUCAUCAUUCAUUGCAUCUGUUUAGCAGCUGUAUUUUACAUUCAGACGACAGAUCACAUGAUUUUUUUUUCUCCUUUUAGCUCUGAGAAAGAAUUGUUGAAUCCUCCUCCGACAUAUCAGUUGACUGUCACUUAGCUUUAAACAUCUUGUUUUUUUCAGAGCAUUGGGCCUGCGAUUGACAGAUCUCACUGUGUCUUUGUGCCACGAAGGAUAAAUUGUUAGUAUUUAGUGUUGAACAGUACAUGUGUCAGGAGUAACUGUGAAUUACACACUGUCUGCCCACGGCUUUAAUUAACCAACAUUGUUGGCACCAUACGGAGCUGCUGCUGCUUCUGCUUUUGCAGCCAGAGAGAGGAGCACUGUAAAAACUCUGAUCACAGAAUGUGUUAAAGCUACAUGCAGCUUGUUUACAGCUUUGGAGCUCGAAAAGAUUCAGAAAAAAAAGGGGGCAUUGAUCGAGUUGUAAAUGGUUCACAGCAGAGUCUUACAACCAGCUUUUGAUUGCAGGACGCUCUCAAAUUUUAGAAAAGCAAAACUCAGGCAGGCACAGGUUUGUCAAAGACUCAACACGCCACAUUAUACCUGCCUAGAAUUUUUAUCAGUGUGCCAAAGCAACACAUGACAAUAUGAGUACUACAGGAAACUGUAAACUGCUCCUUUGCAGAGCACACAGAGAAUUUCUGCAGUGGUAGGAUAGUACAAACAUUGGAGCUUGAUUAUUAUCGCCCACAUGUUCUAUUUUUGCAGCGCAGUACCAGUCCUUAUUUCAAAAUAACGCUUGAAAUCAUAUCUUUUACCAUGGAGUAAGACACCAGGUAAACAGAAGCUGUAUAGGCAGCAAUCAGGAUUAUUGUUGUGCCUUUUGUUUAGACUUUCACUCCACAUACGAAACUUUACACUGUCAUUGCUUCUAAGAUCUUACUUUCAGCUCAGCAUCAAGCACAGAGCAGAGCUGUGAUCUUCUUAUUGUUUUAAUUUGGCUUUAAUCCUCCAAAUCAAAAAAUCAUUUGGUCUUUUUGAUAUUACACAUGCAAGUGCCUUGAUUUCUGGGUUCAAAAUGACGGGUUUGUUUGAUUUGAUGCUACAGAAUAGGUAUCUUUUACCACCCUAUCCACAACAGAGGAUGCAAUGAUGAUCAAAGCUAGUAGAUGUCUAGAGUCAGUGUUUUUAUACUCAUAAUGCUCAUUGGAGUUUCCCAGGAAAAGAGGAAGUUGAAAGUAUAUAUAUAUGUGUAUAUGAUAAAAGACACUAGCUGUGAUCAUAGCAGACAGACAAAAGCAGCAAAUCUCCACAAUGAAGAGCUGCAGCUCAGGGAGUUCAUCUAGUUGCUGUGCAGUUUGUUGUCAGUAUUCUUAUCUGUGAUACUUUAACUUUGGCUGAAUUUUGGGGAAAUUCAUAAAUAUUUAAUCACAAAUCCUUUGACAUGAGAGCUUUCACUUGAAAUACAGAAAUACUGAGGGAUAUGUCGUUUCAAUUAUUAACAUGAACUUACAUUUGUCCUUCAGCCACGUCUCCCAGAGCAGCUCCCUGGAGGAGGUUCGCCUGGACGGGGACAAGUUUGUGCCACCAGCGCCCCGUAAGGUGGAGAUGAGACGGGACCCAGUGCUUGGCUUUGGAUUUGUGGCAGGCAGUGAGAAACCUGUUGUGGUCCGUUCAGUCACACCAGGUAAAGAGCCCUCAGCUGAGCACUGAGCUCUCAUACAACGGUGACUCAUUCGAUCUAUGGCCAUUAUCAACACAUUCCCCAAAGGAGAUGUAAUCCUGCUAAAAUGUAGCGAGUAAGGAGAGAUGAAAACCCACUCAGGCCGCAGUUUACGUCGAUGAGUCAUUGAUUUUAACAGCACUCGAUGAGUAAGCAUUCAUUAAAGCCUUUAGCCAUUAGACAGGAGUCAAGAAACUCCAAGAAAAAUGGCAUGACUGCGCACCGUUUGUAGCACUUAACCGGUGUUUGGUGUGCGUUUGCAGGGGGUCCGUCUGAGGGGAAGCUGAUCCCGGGAGACGAGAUCAUCAUGAUUAAUGAUGAGCCAGUCAGCUCAGCUCCCAGGGAGAGGGUCAUCGACCUUGUCAGGUAUGACAACACACUAAGGUGAGAUGCCAUUUACCUGCUGCUACUCCUGUUGUUUGUAAUUACUCGGUGUCAAUUUUUCAUUCUCCUUAAAAGGGCUGGAAGUAUUGUUACCUAAUGGCACUGAGUCACAGAUCGCAGAUUUAACUUUGGAUAUUUUGGCUCUAAUGAACAGAAAAGACUGACUGUCACAGCAUGGAUAAAUCCUGAUAAACUCUCUUUUAAAAUACAAUUUACAUACAAAUGAAAUUUUUUUUUGCUUGGGUAUAAUAGUCAGUUGUACUCUUGUGAUAUAGUUUUGUAUUGUAUACCUAAAAAAGUCUAAAUUUUAUCAAAGACACACCUUAUUUAAACAACAAAAGUUACACUUGAGUUGACCGUCCAGCAUGUACUCUGGUGCUUUGUAGAGACAAACUGAUUAAUGGGGCUCAUUAAUCGUAUUUUUACAUUAUCAGCAUCAUAUCAACAUCAGCCCUCACUAGGCCGAUAUCACCAUUAUAAUUUUUUUUUAGGAAAUACUUGUUUUUCCUAUCGCCAAGUUACAGUAUAAAUCAAAUCUAAAAACAGUUACUGGUUUGUGUUUUAAUAUAGAUUUUGUUACAAUGUGUAGAAAAAAAUUUUCAGACCACUGGACAGAAAUCCAGAAGUCCCUUGUGGUGAUAUAUUUUCAUGAGCCAAAUAUUUUCUAUCUACAUUUAUUUAAUCAAAUAUCUGCCCAGUAUUUUUUUUUUAUCAUUAUUAUUAUCUAUUGAUAUUACAAAAUCAUUGUUAGAAAAAAAAAAGUGAUAUUUGCAUUAUUUAUCAGCCAUCAGGUAACCUGCUCCUUUAUACUCAAUAUCAGCAUCGGCCACUAAUAAACUGUAAAAUCCUGUGAUUAUGAAUACAACUGCAUGUGUAAAAAUGUUUAAAUCUAUGUCACUGUUCUACUGACAUAUUUAAUGGUAUUAAGAAAGACAAUCUUUAAUAUUUAAUAAUUCAGGUAUUUUGCCUUAGAAGGUGGAGAGUUGUCUAAAAUACAUGAACUGUAUCUCUUUGGAUGCCCUUUGUGGACAUACAUUCAGACAUAUAAUUUACUUAGUUUUUCUGUGACAGCAACUAAAUAUCAAGAAGUAACCUCUGGUGUUGGAAAAUGAGUCCAAUGCAGAAGUGCAAACAACUCGGGUACUUUCACUGGCUGACUAAUACUUAACUUUCCAUCCAGAGUUAGAACAUAGUGGACUGAGUAAGAGUGUUAUGUUUGUGUUUUAUUUUGAAAUGAACCUUUCCCCCCUUUUCAUACAUGAACCGUUAUUGUGUUCACCUGCUCCAUUCGCUGUGAUUUAUCUGUAUGCUGCUGUUGGUGUGUCUUCAUGCGUCACAUUAGAUUAAUACUGGUGACAGAGCUGAGUGACUGGCAGUGAUCUGGUCCUUGUGUGACCUGUGCUGCUGUCUCUAAACAGUCAUUAGUACAGGGGAAAGUGGUCCGGCUACCUUGAAUGGUCUCUGUGUCUGCUCUGUGUUCCUCCUGUCUAACAUAAUGUCCAGACAACAACAAAAUCUAACCGCGUUAUUUAUCUAGUUUCUUUCAUCAGUGAUAGAUCCUUUAUCAGGUGUGUUUUUCUUUUCUGUGUUUUGCAGGAGCUGCAAAGAGUCCAUAUUGUUGACUGUUGUUCAGCCAUACCCAGUAAGUCUCUUCACCCUUUAUGAAUGAAUAAAAGACGCUCAAAUAGGAUGCUUGUAUGUUUGAAGGGGAUUAUUUUGUUGACUCCACGAAAGCAAGUCAUUAAUCACGCCAUAUGUUUGUGCUGGCAAAGUAUCAGUAAUGCCUUAGCUGAGUGUUCGAGUCCCAAUAACUCAAAGGGAGUUCAUGCUGCAGUCUGUCCAAGUCGUUUCAUGUUGUGGCGUCACAGCCUCGCAGGACCUCGCAUGAACCCGCCAUCGACAUUUAGAGUCAUGGCACAUCAGAUGGUGAUGAACACAAAGUGCCAAGAGCCCAUGUUUGCCCUUUGUUCACAGUUCAUAUACCAAUCUAGCUAAAAUAUAAUUAUGUCUGAACUCCCUCCUAGCACAGACCGAAUCAUUUCUGCCUUCUCAAAGACUCACUGUUUCUUGAGCAGCAGGAAACUCAUUAUCAGAUCUCAUCCUUGAAAAAAAAGUAUUCACUUAAAUUCUUUAAUUCAUCUAUUAAUCCUGCAUUUAAGUUGAUUGUUUUGUUCAGUAUCAUAGUUUUCAGGGGCUCUGCAAGAUAAGUGUGCAGUCUUUCUAAAAACAGCCACUUCACAAACAAACUUGAAUGUGGGUUUGAUUUCCAGAAAUUAAGGGUGUUGUAUCCCACAAUCCACCGAGGAAUAAGCAGCUCUUGGGAUACAGCCUGUAAUUGCCUCCAUUUACUGAUGCUUCAAUGACACAGCAGCAGUGACGGUGCGCUCCCCCCCAUGCCCUUGCGCAGAGCCACCUUAAUUGUAUCAGCACUGAGUGGGAAAAUGGGAGGUUGUCAUUUUUUUCAAGAAGGCAACAUGUCCUUGAAUUGUGUACAGCUAAAAAAAAACACACAGGAUCCUUUCAUGAGGAACUGAUUGUCCUUUAAAUGUCUGUAUUUUUUUUUGUCUUCUUCUUCUUCUUUCCCUCCAAAAGUCACCCAAAUCAGCAUUCAUAAGCGCAGCCAAAAAGGCCAAGUUAAAGACUAAUCCUGUUAAAGUCCGCUUCGCUGAAGAGGUCAUCAUCAAUGGCCAGGUUCCCGUAAGUCACACUGGACACUGAUUCAUUCUGCACAUAUCAAGACUCCUAUCAGGGGACACCAGCAGGGGGCUUGAACUCUAAAAGACGACGUAGAUGACAUAAUGAAAACAUUAGAGCUUAAAAAUCACUGACUGUGGAGUGAUGACACACAUAAGCAGGCGGUGCACCUCCUCCGCUUAUUUCUUUCCUAACAUCACCAGGGUGUAAUAGAGUGUGGGUAUGAUUGACAGAAAAUAAGGGGACUCUCUCACAGAAGGCUUUCCUGAUUUGCCGGAUGCGUCACCCAGAGAGGAGGCUUUUUCAGGAGAGCCAUCACAAAGUAAAGGGACUAUCAGGCAGUCGUAUACUGGGCAGCUUCAUAGAGACUGCACAACAAAGUGGUUAUAACUGAAGACCUAUCAGUGCUUUUUUCCCCACUAUUAUUCUGGCCCAUUAUAAAGAAUCACAUUCAUUUGCAUGUUUUAGGAAAAGUUCUUCACAAAAUAUAAAAACAAUAGCCAGCCUUUUUUGCAGAGUUUGAUAAGAGUAUUCUGCUCCUAUUUAAUUCAAAGCUUUAGUCAGGGGAGCACUAGCUACCACGGAGAAAAGAAACAUGGGAAGACAGACCAAAAGCCCAGAGAUUUCAAAAUGAUCCACCCACUGGCACUUUUUCAUACUCACUUUUUAAAAUUUUAUAUAUUUUUAGCUUUAUCUGUAGAAAACCAAGCUGUGUGAAGGACAAGUUGUGGUUUUCACAAGGCUGUUAUGUAACAAACUAUUUUCUGGAUGGGUGCACUUCUUUUUGAGAGUCUUGGGCCACGUCUGAAACUGCGUAGUACCAUAGUCCUCAUGUGGUGUCACAAUGACUGUGUAGUAUUUUCUACAGAGUUUUUUAGUUUGAUACAGGAAUUCAUUAUUCAUGCAUAGAUGCCCCAAAAUGCUACAGAAGUAUAUAAUAAACACAGUGAGAGGAUAACUCUAUUAUUAAUCCUGAUUCUUGUUUCUUUCUAAAGGAAACGGUGAAGGACAACUCCCUUCUUUUUAUGCCAAAUGUGCUCAAAGUGUACCUGGAGAAUGGGCAGACGAAAUCAUUUAAGUUUGACAGCAACACGUCCAUUAAGGUAGGCAUACAAAAGUGUCUUGUUGACUUACAAUUCAGAAGUGUGGUGCAAACAUAGACUGUAUAUAGAAUCGAUGCCAUCUGCCCUCUCGUUAAGUGAAGCCACCAUGAGAACAGCACCCUCUGGUGACGGGUAUGGGUCAUAAAUCCCGCCUCCUCCAGCAAUCCCUAUGUGGACAAACUUUAGAAAUUUAUUACACAGAAUAUAAAUUUUUCUUCCCUCUGGUUGCGAUGUUGAAAUGUAGUUAUUGUAAGCCUGGUUUGUGCUCAAUUCCUCUUUUUUUCUGUUCAGCUCCAUUUUUAAAAGUUAUUAGGGGGUUCAUGUUUUUUAUGAUUGACACUUGAUACAGCCUAUUGGCAUACGAAGAUUGCGUAGCUUACCCUGGGGAUACGCUGUUUGAGCCGAGCAUCAUCACAGUUGCUCUUGGAGACUCUCCCACCAAAUGCAUACAAUGCUACUGUGCAAGUGGUGGUUCCAGGAAGUGGAGAAAAUCCUGGAAAUACUGAGAGCAAUUUGGAGCCAAGUUGUCCAUAGUAUAUAUAGUCUAUGGGUGCAAAGCAAUGUUGAAUGCAUCAAGAAGUAACACAGUAUAUGAAGUGUGAACUCCCGCUUUACUUUAUCUGAACUUUUAUAGAAAUUCCUUUUUAUUUCUUUGAAGUGGAAAUUCUGCUUAUGCUUUUGCAUCAUCGUCACAUUUUUGUGUAUGAGCAGGUGUGAGAACUGUUUUACACUUAAAGCACUGAGCUAGGUGAGAACAGGAUGCUGCAUCUGCACAUUUCCCACGUUGUAUUAACUGUGUAUGACUUUGUCUUUGCGGAAGGAUGUCAUCUUGACCCUGCAAGAAAAGCUAUCCAUUAAAAGCAUCGAGCACUUCUCUCUGAUGCUGGAACAGAGAGCAGAGGGAACUGCCAGCAAACUCAUGCUCCUGCAUGAGCAGGAGAUGCUAACUCAGGUGAGACCGUCUUUUUGGCUCCUACAGGGCAGAGGAGAGACGUUUAAAUAAUACAUACACUAUAGUAAUAAAACAAAUAAGAUUUGGUGCAAAAACACAGGAGGAGUACAACCCUUUAUCCUCAGGAUAUCGUAGAGUAUUUCUGCAUUCAUACUGCAUUAGAAAUGUUAAGACCUAGUUUGACAUUUUCGGAAGUUUGCUUAUCCACUCUCUUGCCAAGAGUGAGAGAAGAUCGAUACAUCUCAAAAAUAACCCUCCAAGAAAAUCACUGCAGUUUGAUUUUACUCGCCAGUUCUUGUAGGGAUUAAUCCAAGAAGAUGCAACAUGUUGCCCGUCUUAUAGGAGCUAGUUGCUUCGUUUAUAACUCCCAGAAACAGCUGUGAUAGCAUGAUAUAUUUAAAGUCUUAAUCAAGAUAAUUAUCUACAGUCUAAAGAAAGCAAAUAAGCUUAUUUCCCAAACUGUCCAUUUGAUUCAUCACUACCAGAGUGGCACAUCAUGGCAGACUCUGUGGAUGGUAUUUCAUAUUGAUCCUUACUUGUUAAUACACUGUCCCUGUUGGUCUUGACAAAUUAGUUUUAAAAAAAAAUUACAGUAAAUCACUUGAUUAAUGGGACCCCCUGUCCAACUUGUGCUCUAGGUGACACAGAGGCCAGGGUCGCACAAGAUGAAAUGCUUUUUUCGCAUCACUUUUGUCCCAAAGGAUCCGGUGGAGCUGCUCAGGAGGGACGCGGUUGCUUUUGAGUACCUUUAUGUUCAGGUAAACAUCAGCAUACACUGCUAAAAACAAACUUGGACAGUCAACUUCAUAUAUCUGAAAACACGUCAGAAAUAGACUGUCUCUGUAAUGAUUAUGGUAGCUACCGUGUUGGCUGCUGUAGGUGUGACGCUGUCUUAAGUUUCAUGAUAAGAAGAGUAACUGAAGUCUAACAUCCUCUUGUCCUCUCCCUCUCCGGCUCCUCCAGAGCUGUAAUGAUGUGGUACUGGAGAGAUUUGGGUCGGAGCUGAAAUACGACACAGCACUUCAUCUGGCUGCCCUGCAAAUGUAUAUUCUAACCAUCAAUACCAAGCAGUCCCAGAAAGUUUCCCUCAAGUAUAUUGAGUAAGUAGACUGAAUCCCAGACUUCCUCUGAUCGUAGUGGACACCAUAGAGUCCAGAUUGCUGUUACACAAUAAAACAAUGAGUUCAGUUGUGUUCCUCAACAGAGCCAGAAGAUCCAUCCCUGCUGGUUAGUUAGUGAUUCUUAGCGUAGCCUGUCAGUUAAUCAAUGCUGCACCUCUAGGUGAAGUAAAUCGAUCGCUGCUCAAGAACGCUAACCGCACUGUUUUACUCUGAGGGUUUAUUAGACCCUUUUAGAGACCCUCUCUAAUCUUUAUGAAUUGCACGUCUGCAGGAAGGAGUGGGGUCUGGCGUUGUUCCUGCCUCCUGCUGUGUUGUCCAGCAUGAAAGAGAAGAACAUCAAGAAAGCUCUCACUCACAUCCUCAAGACCAACCAGAACCUGGUGCCACCUGGUAAAAAGGUACGCUGGACUAAGCCUUUCUCUUGGCUCUCCAUCACUCUGUAUCUGCAUCUGAGAGGGCUGUAGACUGCCACCUAGUGGUGCUACAUUUCAAAAUAACUCAGCUGGAUUCUUAAGCCGACAAUGCUGAAGGUUACAUUCAGCUGAGAAUAACUCAUUUCAAAGAUCUGAGCUGGCCUGUUUUUGUUUAUUUUUCUUUCUUCAGCUGACUGCCCUGCAAGCAAAGGUCCAUUAUCUCAAGUAUCUCAGUGAUCUGAGACUGUAUGGAGGGCGAGUGUUUAAAUCUACACUUGUAGUAAGUGAAACCAUCUUGCUAUCAUUUCAGUGUUCAAUAUGUCACCUAAAGCAGCAUGCAGGAAAUGAUGUUUUCACAACUUUCUGUUCUAUUUUACAGCAAGGCGAGAAGCACACAGAGGUGACGUUGCUAGUGGGGCCUAAAUACGGUAUAAGCCAUGUGAUAAACACCAAAACAAACCUGGUGGCACUUCUGGCUGAUUUCAGCCACGUCAAUCGGAUUGAGAUGUACACAGAGGAUGAAAACCGGGUCAGAGUGGAGUUACAUGUUCUGGAUGUGAAGGUUAACAAUCAUUUCACUUUUUAGAAAACAACAUGCUGACUGGCUUUGUGUAGUUUUCUAACAAAGGGUCCGUUCAGCAGUCAUUACAACCUCUUUCUACAGUUCCCAUUUCCCAUUUGUUUUGUCCUCAUUGUCCUCUUAUCUUCCUCUUUCACAGCCCAUCACUCUCUUAAUGGAGUCGGUUGAUGCAAUGAAUCUGGCCUGUUUGACUGCUGGCUACUACCGAUUACUGGUGGACUCUCGGCGCUCCAUCUUCAAUGUGGCCAAAAACACAGACGGUAUGAAGACAGGUACAUCUGAUAUGAUGACACGGUGACUCAUCAGAAGGUGCUGUGUUAAAAUAGAUUUGUUUCAUUUUCUGGUUCCCUUUUGCAGGCCAUGCAGCAAGAAUAAAGCAGAACUACCAGGCCAUCGAGUGUACAUACAGCACAGCCCAUAAGGCAUCUGAAGACAGGAACAACCAGAGGUGCAGCCAAGAGUAUUCUGACCAGGAGUUUGAUUACCUCGACCAUGGGAGGUGUGAAAGCCAACCGGUUUAUGUGACCGAGAUUCACCAGCCGCAGCACUCAAUGCACAUGGCAGAGAGAGCAGAGUGCUGCAGAAUCCCCUGCACCCAAACUUACCUCAACAUCCAAAGGCCCAAACCCCAAGACUCCUCCAGGGGUGCAAAGGUCUCCUUCAUAUUUGGAGAUCCUCCCUUAGACAGCGUAAACCCCCAAAAUUUGGGCUACCAGAGACUGAUGGAUGAGAGCCCAGAGAUUCUAGACAAUCACAGUCCCAUGUACAGGCGACUCGAGGAGGACUAUAAGAUGAUGGAUGCCAUAGAAGAGGGGGAAGCGUAUCCCUACUCCACCAAAAUCUUUGGUACCACCGAAUGCAUCGAGGAGCCGCUGCUGCAUGACAUCUGCUACGCCGAGACGACAGAUGACGCAGAGGAUGAGGAUGACAUUAGCUGUGAGGAGGACUUGGUGAUGAGUGACAUUGACAAACCCAUGUUACUCUCACUCUCAGGGUCCAGCGAUGACAUCAUUGACUUGACCUCCCUCCCUCCCCCGCCGGAGGGGAACGACGAGGAGGACAAUGACGUACUACUGCACUCUCUUAACCUGGCCAUUGCUGCUCCUCCUCCUGGUUUCAGGGACAGCUCAGAUGAGGACGAGCAGCAAGGGGCUGGGUCCAGAGCCAAGGGGGCCUGCAAUGAUAUCCCAGUGUCUCUUAUAGAUUCAGUGCCCACCCACAGAGCAGAGGACCAUGGGGAGCCACUGAACGAUGCAGUGGUGUCCACCUUACAGGCCCUCGAGGCCCUCGCUGCAUCUGAGGAACAGAGUCCUGCACAGUCAGAGAGUAGCACAGGUUCUCCUUAUACUAUUGUAACAUUCAUCCAUUAACACCACAUAUGCUCCAGCCAUUCACUUUUGUUUUGUUGUUAUUUUCAUUUUUCAAUAAAGCCCAUUUUGUUCUCUGUUUCCAUUUGUGUUUGUGUGUUUUUCAUUCAUUUGCAUUCAAACUGUUUUGUUUACCACUGUAUCAUUUCUUUUCAUUUUCAAGAGUUGUUCUUUUGUGCUUCAUUUGUGUUUUGUUUCUCACACGCACACUGCAAAAUGUUGGAUGUUUGUUGCUAGUACAGGAAACUGAAGUUGAACGCGCUAAUUUUAACUAAUUGACUUUUUUUCUCUUUAUUAUGUUAAAGGCAUGGUUGACGAUCUAAGAAGAUGUUGAAACAAACUGAGCUGUUGAGGCAGAUUUGAAAAAAGCGUCCCACCCCUCACACGCAAACCUCUCCUCUCUGUGCUCCACGAUAACUCCUUCCUGAACCUGUAUCACCCUCCCACAACACCCCCCCUCUGGAAGAGCAAGAAGCCCGCCAGCAGAAGAUCCCACACUAGCUACAAAUUACCAUGUGGGAUUGCUAGUGACUAGCGGCAGUAAACACCAGCUCUGCUAGUGAGAAUCGUCUGCAACUGCCUGGACAGCUACCGUGUUGACUGAUGAGAGUUAUUUAUGUAACGUGCCACGAUAAAAGGCAAAAAUUACCUGUUCAACAAAAACUCUGCUGUCUCAGCGAACUGCUUGAAGGAUGACCCGAUGUUUAUUCACGUUAGAUUCCACGCUUGGUCACAUUUCCCCUUCGUCUUGGCCCUUUCUUCUGUUGGCUUGCGUUUUCUUAGCACUUUUAGUGGUGGGGCAAGCAGACAUGUUUUUUUUGUGUGUCCUUCUCCAUCACAGCUCCUGUAGCUAAGCUGCUACGCUACUUUUAGCCGCUCAGAGCUCAGAGGAGAGCUGGAAGAGUGGGAUACAAGUACGGGUUGGAACUACGGGAGAGGGAUGUGAGGGAGAUUUACCAAUAGGAGCUGUCCGGGACAGAUGGCUCCCAUUGGUCAAUGUUUUUUCUCCUCACUUUGUGAAGAUCGCACUAGAGGACCAUGAUCACCAUAUAAACGAGCUUCAUAAUAAUUACCAAUCUCUCCAAUCGUCAACCAUGCCUUUAACCUUAAAGCAGUCAUUUACUUUUGCCAAUAACUAUCUCUUGUAAUUUCAUGGCUUGCAAAUGUAGCUGCUAAUGAGUUGUUUGUCUUUCUGUGGCACACAGGUGUAGAAAUAUCACGAGCAUUUAGUCCUGACUCCUCAGAUUCUGGCAAUGAGACAAAUUCCUCCGAGAUGACAGAGAGCUCCGAGCUGGCCACCGCUCAGAGACACUCGGACAACCACCUGAGGCUGCAUGUGGCCAUGACAGAGGGAUACCACGCCAUGACUGAUGAGAAGAGAGAGGGCACUGUGGCUGGCAGUGGAGGCGUGGGAGCUAUGCAGUACAAUCCCCAGGAGCAUCAGGAGGAGGAGGCGAAAUCAACCGCCGUCACCUCCUCUCAGAUCUUUCACUCAGACGGUGGUGAGAUGGAGCCAGAGACAAUGGAAAUCAAAUCAGUGAGUGAAUACUUCACCAAGAUGCAUAUGGGCUCAGUAAUGAGCAGACAGAGAGGGAAACAGAGGGAGGCAGAUAGCAGAACCCAAGGAGAAACCUGUGAAUCCUCUGACAGAUCUCACAUGACUCCUCAGGACUUGGCCAAAGAGGAGCUCCCUCAUCUUGUUGGGAAGUACAACGCUUUCACUGUGAGAGAUUCCUAUUACAUGAAUCAACUUGAUCUGGGGCGCACUCACUUUAAAGAUAAGCAUCAAAAAUGGCAGCAGAGAGCGCCUGGAAACAAAAUGGCAGAAAAUCUGUCUCCAGAUUGUGUGAAUGACUCACAAGCUUCCCACGCAGAAAGGUUGACAGUAAAGGGAGAGAAACACGACUCGGAUGAACGAGGCCAACAGAUAGAAGCACACGCUCGCUCCCCGUCCAGAGGGCCUGCAGAGGGAGAUGCUGCUUCACAAGAGAGCGAGCAGCAGCAAAUUAAGACUCAUCCGUCAGAGCAAGAUGUCACGCGUUUGCACGAAUACCACUUGGGCAAGCGCAUGUCAUCAAUACAGAGUGAAGGCAUUCAUUCUCUCCAAAGCUCACAGUGUUCCUCUAUAGAUGCUGGUUGUAGCACAGGCAGCAGCAGCUGCGUCACUCCCAUGGAUUCCCCUCUUUGUGCCACAGACAAUAUGCAUGUUCUGUCAGAGUCGACCCUUAAAGGACUGAGUUAUGUUUCUGCUGAGGAGAGAGCUUAUGGACCCCCUGCUCAGGGUAAGGUGGGUCACCCCAUAGACCCCACCCUGCUGAGGAAGAUCCACGCAGCCACCAGUGCAGAGCCGGGGUUACGUGCGACUGGGGAAGGCAGUCACAGGAUGCCCAAGAUAAAAGAAACCACAGGUAAAACUAUACAGAAGGGCGCGCUUGUCUAUGUGUGUCAGCGCAUGAAAGGAAUGAAAGAUUUUUAUUUUAGUCACAAAAACAUCAAAAGCAGAUUUUCUCUGAGGUAUCCAACCAUGCAGACAGAUUCGCUUUAUGUUCUUAUAUUGGAAGAUUUCUGUUUCUCCUCUACUGUGCAGGAAAAGAAAAUCUAGCUUGCUGAAAAAGAAGUCUGUUUUUCUUGCAACAUUUUUUUUCGACACAAACAUAAUUUACACUCUGUUAUUCCUCGUUUUAGACUGGGCUAAGGUAAAGGUUUUGAAGCUUCAUGUGUGGCCUUGCCUCUGAGGGUUUCUUAGAGCCAGAAGUGAUCACAUUAGAGCAAGUAGGUGGCUCAGGAGACUGAGGAGGGAGCUGUAAAUGCCAUGUUGUCAAAGCUAUUAGCUUAAACAUUAGCGCCAGUAGUUAGUUCAAUGGUAGACUAAUGGGAUAGUUGAAGCUAAAUGGUACGGUUAGACAAGUGUUAUGAAAUGACUGAUUCUCUAACCAUAUGAGCAAAAAUUCAAACAGAUAACUGACUAGUAAACAGUGAGUAGUGUUGAGUAAACACUCAAAAAAGACAAGAUUUAGUUUUCAGUUUAUUCAACCCAGUUCAACACUAGAUCACAGAGUUUGUGGGUGGACCAUCGCAAAUUGGUUUGCUGCAGUGUUGUGCAUGAGCACGCCAAAAUGAUCAUGUUUAUAAUUUGGUGAAGUGUGAACUGAACGGCCCAAUUUUCCACUCAUGAACGGUAACAUGAGUGGAGUUAAACAGCUGCUGACAUUUAGGGAAGAUCCUACAGAUAAUAAGCGGAACAUUGAGCGUUUUGGCAACUGAAGUCAGAUUUACGGAUGUAGUUGGCGGUGCUGAUGAAGCCAGCUCUUGUGAACAUUGUGAAGGAGUUUUAUAAACAAACUGCUAAGUUACAGUCUUAUAUGGUUUAAGACAGCUGCAGCUUGUUGAGGAGGAGAAUAAUUUCAUUUCUUGUUGUUAUUUAUUCAGUGUUUUUUUGCCUUUGGCUCUUUUAUUUCAGAGGAUGUGAAAACUGUCUCAUCAUCAUCACAAAUAGAUGUCAAAGUUGAAAUCUUCAGGCAAAUAUUCAGCCAACAAAUUAUAGUUAUACAGUAUGUGUGUUUGUUGUUUUCAAAAUGGCAGACACUCUGUAAAACAUACUCCAAUUUUCCUGGCUUUUAAAUCUAAUAUCAUUUAGUUGAGGAAAAAAUAGUUAAAUGAGUUGAUUUAUUUUGCACAACACAAGUGAGUCCUCCUUAUAGGUUAGCAUUCACAUGCCUGUGCAGGUCACACACAGCUCCAGUCUCACGGUUAUAUUCUAUUUUAAACAGACUCAGUAAUCCUCAUUUACAAGAUCAACGCCACGCUAUAAGAUGCCAUCAGUUAUUGGUGCUUGUUUACAUCCAGGUAGAAAAGCAUAUAGCUCAGCACGAUGAACUGGAGUUUUGAAAAGGUGGCUACAUUACACAUAUUAAUUUGUUUAACCAGUUAGUAAGUCCGAUGCCAACUGGCAAAGGUAAUAAAGUUUAAUCAUACAGUUAGCUAGAUGCACACAUCCCUGGUUGUUAGUGGCUUUGUUGCUAACCCUUUGACAUCACAUGAAUAUAAAAACCUCUGUAAACACCAUCCACACCUAUUUUUGUAGGGAUAAACUAAAACAGAGUGCUCUUAAAUUUAUUUUUGUUCAGUAUAAUCCUUUUAUUUUGUCUUUUUGAAAGUAUGAAGACAUUUUUUUUAAAUGUAUCAGUGUUUGCUUUAAGGGAGAUGCUUAACAGUUCUCUUUGUUUCCCUACUGCCCCUAGUGUAG